Molecule: messenger RNA, 1927 nt
Organism: Gastrolobium bilobum
Lineage: Eukaryota; Viridiplantae; Streptophyta; Magnoliopsida; Fabales; Fabaceae
Exons: 4
Coding region: 162-1559 (465 amino acids)
Cellular component (GO): membrane
Molecular function (GO): starch binding
Source: RefSeq, a predicted model, not a curated record
GGUACAAUAUAAAAUGAUCACACCUCACCUCUCAAUGGAUAGAUUCUGCUGCAUUUUCAUACCCUAACCAACAAAAGCUGAUUAGAAGAAAGAAACCAAACUACUGUGUCUCUCCCAAGAAACUUGCUGUGUUGCAUAUCAAACUUCACUUUGUUGAAGUGAUGCAAGCACUCACAAGCUCUUGUUCUAAGGCCAUUGUUGAGAGACUAAGGUCUUCUUCUCCCAGAGAUGCUGUUCAUGUUUCUGAUAGACCCGAAUUUUGUUUCUCACUGCGUUCUAGAUAUGACAAAAAAGGCUGCAACUUUUGGCUCCUGAAACUAGUCCAAAACAACGGUAUUUACCCAGUUCAUGCUUUGCCACCAAAAUCCCAGGUGGACUUGGAAACUGAAGAGCCUCAAGCUCAACAAAGUGAACAAACAAGUGAUGCAGAUGAAUCAAAGUUUGUUCGUGUAGCAUUUCAGUUACAAAAAAUCUGUAACUUUGGCGAGCAGUUUCUAAUAGUUGGAGAUGAUCCUAAGCUUGGUUCAUGGGACCCUUUGGAUGCAUUACCAAUGACCUGGUCAGAUGGACAUAUAUGGACUGUUGAACUGGAUAUGCCUACUGGAAAGUCAAUCCAAUUCAAGUUCAUACUGAAAGGAAAAGGAGGUGAUAUUAUUUGGCAACCAGGCUCAGAUCGAAUAAUUAACACUUGGGAAACUGUGAAUAGAAUAACUGUUUGUGAGGAUUGGGAGAAUGCUGAACUUCAGAAAAUAAUAGAGGAAGAUCCACUUGCUCUAUCAAAUGAAGAACCCCAAGUUGACUCAGAAGUGUCAACUUUUGAUGAAAUUUUGGAUAACCCUCAAGAGGGAUUGGAGUCUGAUGUAUCUGAAUUAUCAGGCAUUGAAGAUAUCCAAACUAAUUCAGAGGAGAAACCACUUGCUGAACCAGUCCUGCAACAAAUCACUGGUGAUAGUGUUACUUCCUCAAUGGAGAAGUCAAUGCCUAUUGUUGCAGAAAAUAUAGGUUCCUCAGAGGAUCUCAUCAAGAGUACAAGUCACCAAGAGAAUGAAAGGAGUAUGAUUCAUCAGUGUGAAGAAUCUGCAGAUAGUCUCAGAAAUGUUGAUAUUAUACAUGAUCUUGGACACAAUGGAAAUGCUGCACCACUCAAGAAUCAGGAAAGGACAAUUCUGGACGGAAGCUUAUUAGAUUUUGAAGGAGGUCCAGUUCUUGUUCCUGGCUUAAUACCACCAACUGUGCCAACUGAACAAGCAGGUCCAGGUGAAGUUGAAGAAAGGACUACUGUGGAUACUUCAAUUGGAGCUUUUGAAACUAAGGAUCAGAAUAUCCCAGAGUUCAAUAAGGAGCAAGAAUCCAAUGAUGGCGCACCCCAAGAGAUAAAUGCAACAAUCAAUAAUGAACCAGAGUUGCAUGACAAUGAAUAUGAGGAGCAGUGUGAUUUAGACCCGGCAAUGGAAGAAAGGCCAAACUCCCAACCAGUUGAUGGUAACCUCUUCCAAAAUGACAUCCAAUGGGGCCGUGAAACGGUAAAGAAGUUUCUAACAAAACUUGGAUUGCUUUGAUGUCAACUUUACAGAACCACUGGAACAAACUUCAUUGGAAGUGAUCAUGAGUUCUAUGAUUGUUCUGAUCCAUUUGCCUAAAUUUUUAUUGGCCUUGGAAAGAUGGAUAGGUACUCAAAAUGUUCCUUGAUGAUGGCAUUUUGAGUGUAGAUACCUAUUAUCUCCUCAAGAUGUGUGUAUAUAUAUCAUGCUAUCAUAUUACUUUGAUUAUAUAUCAUUCUUUCAGUUUUGGCCACUUUUGUAUAAUACUAGGGGUUUCAUGGGCGAUAGAGAGUGCUUUGAUUAUGUAUGGCACAUAUCUAAUUUGUAACAGCUAUAUGUUCCUGAUAAAUUCUAAGAGAUGCUUUUGUUUCAGUGCACCAAAUGUU